AUAGAGGCGCUCGCGUUCCAACAUAGAAUUUAGUGAUUUAGUAAACGUACGUAUAUGUACAUGGUAUUUUGUUCGACAGCCAGAAAUCUAAGCGCGAGAUAAUAUUUAGUGAGUGUACACAUACAAAGAACGAAAAUGCGCGAUUCAUUCUGUGUAUCCUUUCCAUUGAUACGCUACAAGGGGAGCUAAAAUUGCAUAUAGACUCUCCCAAGUGGGACGCUUGUCAUUCCUUCCUCUCCUUCCAUGGAGUUAUUCACCCGGACUUCAUAUUGAACAGUAAUGAAAGGCUGAUUGUGAGCAAAGCCAUGGCGUCCUUAUACAUGUCGUUUUUGUUACGUCAAGCAACGCGAAAACAAGAGCGUAAGUGAAUAAUACGAGUGACAGAUUGGGUGAAACGCGAGUGUAACGUUGCUGUUAUCAUCCUCAUCAUCAUCAUCAAUUAUCAUCCAAGUCUCGAUCGUUCGAGAACGAAUGCAAUAUUCAGGUAAUUCGUAGCUGCAUAUGUAUAUACGAGCGCACACAUGUGUGUGUGAGCUCGAGUAGGUGUGGGCGAGGCGCUCUGGUUCCCUUGUCGCAUACGACGACGACGACGAGAUCACUCGCGCGCGCGUGUGAGUGCACGUGCAUGCGUCGCGUGUGCGUGCGUGCGUGCGUGAGGCGAGUGAAGCGAGUCGAGAAGUGAGCGAGUGAACCGAGAGAGCGAGGUGGUGCUAGGAUCGCGCGAAUCGGCAGCGAUGAGCGACGACAGGAGCGAGGAUGAUCCGAUAAUGGACCUCUGGUACAGCAACUGGGAACAGCAGUGCGUCGAGGCGCUCGAGUCCGAGCCCGAUUACGAGAAUCAGUUGCACAACGAGAAGGAGCUCUACUCCCAGCAGAUGUGGACAAAAUUCCAAACCACCGCGUCGGCCAUCGCCCAGUUGUACAAAGACCGUACGCUGGGCGUCUCACUGUGGGUGCCCUUUCAGACUGCCGCUGGUACUGUAACAUCAUUAUACAAAGAUUCGGUGGAUUGUAUGAGGCGAUGUAGUGAUCUGGGAGUGGAAAUGGGCAAACAGAAACACUGUAAAGAAAUAAUGAAUUGGGCUAGAAAAAAAAGACGUAUGAUUCGCAGGGAAGAUCUUCUUGCAUAUCUUGCUGGAAAGCCACCACCACCUCGACCACAUCCACAUAGGAGUUCACCUAAACCUCGUAUGAUGGUAUGUGGUUCUCCAUCGUCGCAGAGUCAAACGCCAAGUAUGGUUAUUGCUUCAGCACCACCAACAGGCAGUGAACCAGAUCCUGAAUUACAUACAUUUAGGGAAGCCAUUGCAUUAUCUGGUUCUCCAGUAUCUCGACGUAGCGGAAGACAAGCCGAAUUAUCGGCUUUUAUUAACAACGAAUUGGCUCGACAUCAUAAACGACCCGCUUCGCAUGACGUGGAUAUGGGAUCACCCACGCACAAACGUACGCGUACUACACUGUAACGGCGCGCGAUGCGUAUGGUAGCUUUACUCUCUCGCUCCCUGUUGAUUAAUCAACCCGACUAAUGACUAAUAACUUAGCUCCUCUACAUAACUCCCGGUUAUGUGUUAAUCAUUGGAGGAAACCGGUAGUGGUUCACACUGCCAGGUAAGUACGUUCGUAUAUAUCUCCAAGCUUCUGCUGCCGAUCUCGAUUUAUAUCAUGUUCAAAAUCACUUAAUCUCUUGAAAUUCUUAUGCUUGUACAGUUAGUUCUGACCGACGCAUAUAACUUAUAAUUUACAUUCAGAGUCACAGAAUAUGUAUAUAUAUUUGUGAAAUGUUUAUUUUGGUAAUAUAUUGGCAAAAUAUUGGCAAAAUAUUAUUAAUAUUAUUAAUAUUAUUAGCUUGUUUUCUGUUUUUGCACUGAUGAAUUAGUGUACACUGGUGCACAGUUCAGCCAAUGCAGGAACAAAAAAUAAGCAUAUAGUUUACACAUGCAAAAAUGUGUUUAUAUAUAUAUGUUAGAUUUAUCAAAAUUUAGAAACUAUUAUGCAUUUUGUUAUAUUUGUGUAUACAAAAUUAAAGAAACGAGAGCGCAUAACUACGUUA
Molecule: messenger RNA, 2050 nt
Organism: Nylanderia fulva
Lineage: Eukaryota; Metazoa; Arthropoda; Insecta; Hymenoptera; Formicidae
Product: HUWE1-associated protein modifying stress responses
Source: RefSeq, a predicted model, not a curated record